AUGAAGGAGGUCCCAAUCUUGCACUAUAAUUUCCUUCAGGUGACCCACUGCAUAGUAGAGGUCCUUUCCAAUGCUUUAUCAAGGCCAAAUGCUCCUCCCAUAAGUCUGGAGUGCAGGAAAAUCCUGAAGAAGGGUGGACAACAAGACAAAGAUGAAACAGAAAAUGAAAGUGAAAAGUCCAAAUUUGCAGUAAGGUUGUUAAGAGACCCAACUAAUGGGGAAACUCAUGUACCUAUGAGUUUGGAGGAGGAAAACCCAUCAGAAGAAGAAUCUAAAAGGCAAAUGGAAGAAGACACAGAAAAGCUUCAGCAGGAGGAAGAAGAUAAGGAAGGAAGAAGAAAGUAUCAACCAAGCUUUCAUCUUCAUGAAGACCAAGGCCUUAAAGAAGCAAGAAAGCACCAGCCUGAAAAUAGCAAUGAGAAAGAAAAGGAAAGGGUAGAAGAGGGAACUGAGAAAUACAAGAAAAAUGAUCACAGUGAAGAAGGAAGUCAAGAAAAACAUCUCUAUGAAGAGUCAGAGGAGGUUCAAAAUACCUUUCUUGACAAAAGAAACCAAGCCAAAGCUAAGACCAAUGAAGAGUUUGCAGCCAAAAAUAAUAGAUACUCUGUGGGGCAUUCUGAGAAGACACAUAGCCAAGAAACAAGCAGUGAAGAGAGUGAAGAGGAGAGUGAGAGUAACAGCAGUGAAAAACGUGGCUGGGAGCCUAAAGAUCAACAUGGAAGUGUAGAAUCCAGUGAAAGCGAGGAGGCUUCUGUCUCUGAAGUGACCAAACGUCGGCUGAAACCUAGACACCAUCACAGGAGAUAUAGACUGGAUCGGUCCUUUGAAGAGAGGAAAGCUCACUCUGAAGAAAGAAGAAACACACUUGAGUCUGAGGAAUCAAAUGAAGAUAAGGACCAUUUCUGGGACAAGAGAGGCCGCCACAAAAACAAUUAUGAAGACCUACAGGAGGAACCACGUUAUCAUGAAGAGAAGGGAAAUUACCACAGGAGCCAUGGUUUUGAUGAUCUUGAGGAAGAGAGAUAUAGUGACAGGGCAAGUGAAGAGUACAGAGAUAAGAGGUAUCACAAUGAGGAGAUCCAGGAAGAAGAAGAGAAGAGAAACCAUCCCAGCAGGCAAAUUGAAGAGGUGGGACAUCACUAUGACGAAGAAAGUGAGAAAGGGAGGCACUUUGAUGAGGACCAGAGCCGCCAUCAUGGAGACAGGGAACAAGAACCAGGUGUUCAUUCCACUCAUGGAAAUAAAGAUGAGAAAAGGUAUUCUAGCGAGAGACAACAUUAUGCAAAAGAAAGCAACAUGGACAAUGAAAGGAGGCACCCUAAGGGAAGGAAAGAGCAAGACCGAAGCUAUUUGGACCAUGAGAAGAGAAACAGUGAGGAAAGUGAUCUAGGAAAAUGGCAGCAGGGAGAAGAUGAAGAUGGUGAAAAUAACAGAGAGGAAACAAGGUUUCAAGAAAAAGAGUUUAAUGUCCAUCCUGCAGAAGAGAAGAUGAAGAGAUUGGGGGUUCCAUACAGUCCUUAUUAUGAACCCCUCCAGUGGAAGAACAGACAUUUUGAGGAAAAGGACAGAAUGAGUGAUCAGUUUCCCAAGAAUGAAGAGGAAAGCAGGUCUAGCCUGAAUGAAAAGACCUUCUUCCCUGACUACAAUGAUUAUGACUGGUGGGACAAAAAGCCGUUUGUGGAAGACGUGAAUCAGGAGCAUAAUGAGAAGAGAAAUUUCAUCGGCAUCCCCAAAUACGAUCUGAAAAAGCAGUAUGACAGAGUUGAUGAACUUGCCCAACUUCUCAAUUACAGGAAGAAGUCUGAUGAAUUUCCAGAAUUCUAUAACUCUGAUGAAGACAUGAGAAAACAUCAGAUGGUCAGGAAUGAGAAUGGUGGCCUUGGUCAGAGGCCUCUGACAGAGGAAGAGGAGAAGGAACUAGAAAACUUGGCUGCAAUGGACAUGGAACUACAGAAAAUAGCGGAGAAAUUCAGUGGUACCCAGAGAGGGUGACCGCUCAGGGAGCAGUGGCAUAGCAUUUCACAGCAGUGGACGGCUUUAAUAUACAUGCAUUCAUACUACCUAGUCUUGGCAGAUGCUGCCACCAAAAAGUAUCAUUUACCCAAAGACAGUUGGUAGACUUUACUGUUCACUCAGUGUAUUUACAUGGUUGGAAAUGUCUUUAUUGUUUUCUAGGAUGCUAUUGAAACUUGAAUAGCAUGAAUUUUAGCAUAUAAACUUAUAUUUGAAUAUGCUUUGUGAUGAGUAUGCUGCUGUCCUUCAGAAAUAUAUUAUGCCUCCUAAUUUGAAAAAAUAAAAAAAGUAAUCUAGGACCAAAUA
Trichosurus vulpecula (common brushtail) is the source of this 2319-nucleotide messenger RNA. It is a transcript of the gene CHGB, whose product is annotated as chromogranin B. The record is from RefSeq and is a predicted model, not a curated record. Bases 1 to 1992 code for a protein of 663 amino acids. NCBI's taxonomy places the organism in Eukaryota, Metazoa, Chordata, Mammalia, Diprotodontia, Phalangeridae. Gene Ontology annotation, cellular component: secretory granule. The transcript is spliced from 4 exons.